GCAGUGGACAGGGGAGGGUUAAAGGGUUCCCCGCCUCCUGCCCAGGGGACCCCUGCCCUGCGGGGCCAUGAACAGUGUUUGCUGCCUGGUCCUGGUUAUGCUGAGCCUGAAGCCAGAUGAAGCUGCUGCCCCAGGGCCGCCUCCAGGCCUGCCCCGGGCCUCCUCCGACCCUCGAGUGGAGCUGGACAGCAUCGUCCUCCUGACCCGAGCCCUCCUGGCUGACACGCGGCAGCUGGCCUCCCAGCUGAGAGACAAAUUCCCAGCCGAUGGAGAUCACAAUCUAGACUCACUGCCCACCUUGGCCAUGAGUGCAGGUGCACUAGGAGCUCUGCAGGUCCCGGGUGUGCUGUCCCGGCUGCGCGCAGACCUACUCUCCUACCUGCGCCACGUGCAGUGGCUGCGCCGAGUGGGAGGCACCUCCCUGCGGAGCCUGGAGCCAGAGCUGGGUGCCCUACAGAUGCGACUGGAGCGGCUGCUGCGCCGGCUGCAGCUCCUGAUAUCCAGCCUGGCACUGGCGCAGGUGCCCCCAGACCCGCUGGUGCCCCCCCUGGCACCCCCAGCCUCUGCCUGGGGAGGUGUCCGUGCAGCACACGCCAUCCUGGGGGGCCUGCACCUCACCCUGGACUGGGCCGUGAGGGGCCUGCUGCUCCUGAGGAUGCGGCUGUGACCGGCCUGAGCCACCAGCCACUGGAGCCAGAUCUUUAUUUAUUUAUUUAUUCGGGGUGUGGCAGUUAGGACCCCUGCACUAUUUCGCCUUGUUAUCAGCAGACCCUCCAGGAGACCCUGGCAGGUCAUCUGUGUCUUAUUUAUACUUAUUUAUUUAAUUGGGGGGAGGAGACAGGUGUACUCAGGGGUCCCCUGCGGAGGGAUCUGGGUCACAGGCUCUUGGAUCUGUUGGAAGCCUGAUACACUGUCCCCGUGGCCCUUCCCCUGGGAAGGAACUGGUAUAUUAUUUAUUUAAUUCAAUUUCUGCUCGGCUGGAAGGGCGGGGAUGGGAAAGGAGGCCUGGGCCUUCGGACAAGCGCAUGAGACUGGGGUGAUGAUGUGAGACCGCCAGUUGCAGAGCCCUUUUGUCCACAGGGGUGGGGAGGUGGGGCACUCAGGGCCAUGAGCCCCCACCCCGCUCUGAGACCAGGAGCUCCAGGAGGCAGGCUUGGAGCCUCCUGUGAUGCCCAGCACGUAGUAGGCACCCAGCAAACAUCUGAUGAAAGGUUCCAGAAAGUCUUCAGAAGGUAUACUCCGAGGAAAAGGUGGUUUGUUGCAGUCUAGUUUGCUACAACAGAUCGGAGAGCCUGCAGAUCCCAAGCAGGCGAGCCAUUGUUCCGGCCAUCCACAUCCAU
Sorex fumeus (smoky shrew) is the source of this 1340-nucleotide messenger RNA. RefSeq names its product interleukin 11 (gene IL11). Lineage: Eukaryota; Metazoa; Chordata; Mammalia; Eulipotyphla; Soricidae. Gene Ontology annotation, cellular component: cytoplasm. The coding region runs from base 68 to 667 and encodes 199 amino acids. The transcript has 5 exons. Gene Ontology annotation, biological process: positive regulation of MAPK cascade; positive regulation of cell population proliferation. The record is from RefSeq and is a predicted model, not a curated record. Gene Ontology annotation, molecular function: growth factor activity; cytokine activity.